GCUUGGUCCCUUCCUCUUCGUCCUCCAUCUCUUUGGUGGUCCCUCUUGAAUCAUAACAUUCAACUGCGUUCCACGCCUUUCCAUGACAGCAGUGGAAUAGGCACUUUAUAGCUGCUAUCAGCCGACGACUAUUUAUCACGACCUUCGCAUCAGAAUGAGACCAACAAACGACAACGAUGCUAUUAACCUUAUCUUUGGUGGCGAUCUCGAAAUCGAGGAGGAAUUAUCUGACAUCGAAGAUGAGAUUGAAGAAUUGGAUGCGACCCAGAGGAAAGAGAGGUCGGAACGACCAUCCACUUAUGUGCGGGUAAUGGAAGAUAUGAUCAACGAAGUAGAUAGCUACGAAAGACACCUCUUGAGUGAGGAUGAGUGGUGUUUAAUCAGACUUUUAGGGAAGGAAUUGAAGUACCAUGCCAGAUAUCUUCUUGCACGGCUUCUGUGUCGGAAGCAGAACCGGUGGCAUUCAUUCAAUGCGCUGCACCGCUAUACGUCAGAAAUCGGUGAAGAUGGUAUUCGUCAGGCCAUCACCGACCUUUCGGCUGCGCUAGAGCCUUCGGAGGAGGCCAAAGUUAAAGUUGAAGAACCAGAAAUCAUAGACUUGACUCUCGACGAAGAGGAGGAAGAGGAUCGUAAACCUGCGGCUGGACCUCCUGCCAUACCUCCUCCGACGCGGAGCAAGGACGCCGCGCUUGAAGCAGUGAUCCAGAAUCUUGAUCUCAGCUUUUUUUGCCAGGAUGAAUCGACUAUGACUCUUCAUGGAAUCCUCGAAACGCUCCCUGCCGAUCAACUCAGAGCACUUGCGAAGGAAACCAGAGUCUCUCCGAAGGGUACCAAGAAGGAACAUUUUAUAGAUGCUCUCAUGAAAUACUCUUGUACCCAGGCUUCUCUUCCGUUCGAGUCACCUAAGAAGAAUAAGUCUAAGGACCGUGAGCGAUACGACGAUGGCUACAGGCAGACUCUUUUAUGUUUUGCCGUACCAUGCAAGGAAACGCAAGAGCAGAGGCUGAAGGAAAUGGCACUAAAGAAAUUGGGCAAAUGCAUACGACUCAAUUAUGAUUUCUUUCGACUCGUUCGACGAUUUAGUAUUAUUUUUUAUCGAUCUAUGCACUUGCCUACUGAUAUAUUCCUUCCUUCACUCCUUAGCGAGUUCAAGAAGCGUAUCUAUCCUAAGUAUAAUGCCACGCGCACUGGACAGAUAUGGGAGUCGCGUGACGCUUUCUUGCAGUACGAAGAAGCCCUACACUUCGAAGCAGAGCUAGAGGCAAUACUCGAAAGUGAAGGAAAAGAGCUACGAGCGUCAACGACGCCCAAACGUGGAACAGCGACACCGGGAAAGACGCCACGUCCCUGCAAAGCUGACACUGAUGAAGAGAUGGACGAUGUAAAUGAUGGAGAGGAGCUGAGUCCUCAACAGAUGGUUGCCAAGGCUGUGAGAGAAAAGGUGAUGAACACCAUCCUUCCACGCUGGCGGCUUUGCGUCGCUGUCAAACGGGCGGUUAAAAAGGAGGUUCUUGGUGAGGAUCCAAGGCCCGGACUAGACCGGUUCGAACCAGGGUAUAUCUACACCCGAAUGGUGGAGAAGUACGCCCGAGCGCUUGGCCAAUUGAAGGAAUAUGAAGCUGAGGUCGAAACCCUUGGUGAAUUGCUUGAUCAACGAUUCUGGCGUAGAGGAAAGCGCGGAUCGUGGUACGAUAGGCGCGCGCUGGUUGAGAUCACAUAUCUUUCCAAGGUGGAGGGUAAGAAGUCUAAAAGCAGGCCCAAGCUACGGAUAGCGAUGGAGCAUCUGAAAGAUGCUCUCCAGGACGAUGACACGCAUCUUAUUUGCCGCCCAGGUCUCUUCAGGCGACUGCAGAAGGUGGAGAAGACGCUGAAGGUCCCUGAAGAGCAACGAUCGCAGUGUGAGGGGGAGCUCAAGGAGCCCGAAGUUGUUGAGGUGCAUGCCGAGCGCAUCAAACGCAGCAGCAAUAGCCUUCAGCUUGAUCAAUUUGGCCGACCAAAGGGGAAGGAAAACGGUGCGCCAGGUUCCUCUAGGACCAAAGACGGCGGUAAGGCCCCUUCUUGGACUGGGAAGUCUUUGUGGCGAGGGGAGCAGAAUGAGGAAGUCAAUGUUGAAACUCGAACACUCCAGGCCUAUGGACAAUGGGGCUACAAAGGGUUCCACUCUGAGACCAGGAUACUGACCACAAUUUUCGGCCUGCUAUUCUGGGAUGUCAUUUUUGCGGACGUUCCGGGAGCCUUCGAAACCAAGUUUCAAACUGCGCCAUUGGAUAUCGCAGAGGAUUCGUUCUAUUACGCUCGCAAGGAGCUGAUACAAACCCGAUUGAGAGAAAUCGAGGACGGAAAGGCAGCGGAAAUCCUAGAACGCCACGAUCGUAUAUACCGGCCGAGCAAGACUUGGUGUGUCGGAGUGAAAUGGGAAUACCCUAGGGAAGAUGUACUGGAAAUCGUUCAGUGUUUUAAGGGCGAGUCCCUAGCCACAAUCUGCCAUCUCUUCUGCGAGGAUUACGCAGGAAGAAGCAGUGGCGCGCCAGAUCUCAUCGUCUGGAAACCCGAAGAUCGCGAGUGUAAAUUUGUUGAGGUCAAGGGUCCUGGUGACCGACUUCAGGAGAACCAAAAGCUGUGGUGCGACGCGCUCCAGCGCGCUGGAGUUGAGGUGCAUUUGUGCCAUGUUAAGGAUGUGUACGGCAAAGCCAAGCGUAUCAACAACAAACGCAAGAAGAACGCAAAGCUUGAGGAAGAAUCACUCUCUGGACUUGAAGAUGAAGAUCAUCAGAACAUUGAUGAAGAGGCCGAAUAUCAGCCGCCAGCGCCGGUCUUAGGCAAACGGCCUGCCGAUGAGGAGGCGGAGGAACACUAUCCCCUAUCGAUGUCGCAGCCCAGAACGUCUACCACUGCGACUCCGACGAAAUGGCCGGCCACUAAAGUUGAAGUGGUCAUCACCUCCCCGAGUCCGGUGAAGAAAAGGCGGAAAUUAGAUGUUGUUUCGACGGGGUCUUGAUACAGCUGAGUAAUUUUAUUUAUGUAAGUGUGCAGCCAUGAUGCACUCUUACUGGUCAAGUCAUCGCCCAAACAUGCCAUACCACUUUCUAGGGUUUGAUUUGCCCCCUCUCCUUGGGCAGCUCCUGUACCAUGGCUUCUGCAUCUAUUUCUCAUGUUGUGGGCUCGUUCCUAUUCCACGAAGUUUCGAUAAUGGAGUAUAAGUGGGUCAUAGCUGACUCGGUCAGUGCGGCCCCGAUCCCACCUUGCUAACCAGCGAAAUUUCAUGGAAUGUUUGAUUCAGAAUCAGACAGAGCU
Molecule: messenger RNA, 3294 nt
Organism: Desarmillaria tabescens
Lineage: Eukaryota; Fungi; Basidiomycota; Agaricomycetes; Agaricales; Physalacriaceae
Product: VRR-NUC domain-containing protein
Exons: 12
Coding region: 155-2998 (947 amino acids)
Biological process (GO): interstrand cross-link repair
Cellular component (GO): nucleus
Molecular function (GO): 5'-3' exonuclease activity; 5'-flap endonuclease activity; flap-structured DNA binding
Source: RefSeq, a predicted model, not a curated record